Messenger RNA from Elephantulus edwardii (Cape elephant shrew), 816 nucleotides. RefSeq names its product 60S ribosomal protein L14-like. NCBI's taxonomy places the organism in Eukaryota, Metazoa, Chordata, Mammalia, Macroscelidea, Macroscelididae. The coding region runs from base 1 to 816 and encodes 271 amino acids. The record is from RefSeq and is a predicted model, not a curated record. The transcript is spliced from 6 exons. Gene Ontology annotation, cellular component: cytosolic large ribosomal subunit; ribosome. Gene Ontology annotation, molecular function: RNA binding; structural constituent of ribosome. Gene Ontology annotation, biological process: ribosomal large subunit biogenesis; translation.
AUGCGUACGCUCAUUCGCUCGCUCGCUCGCCGGCCAAUCACUGUCUACGUCGCCGGCUGGGUGCCCGGAAGGGGCGGGGCUUGUUGUUACACAUGCGCAGUUUCGGUCGGGCCUUCUUCCUUCUCGCCUAACGCCGCCAAGAUGGUGUUCAGGCGCUACGUGGAGGUUGGCCGGGUGGCCUACAUCUCUUUCGGACCCCAUGCCGGGAAACUGGUCGCGAUCGUAGACGUUAUUGAUCAGAACAGGGCUCUGGUUGAUGGACCAUGCACUCAAGUAAGGAGGCAAGCCAUGCCUUUCAAAUGCAUGCAGCUCACCGACUUUGUCCUCAAGUUCCCACACAGUGCCCGCCAGAAAUACGUUCGACAAGCCUGGCAGAAAGCCGAUAUCAAUACAAAAUGGGCAGCCACAAGAUGGGCCAAGAAGAUUGAAGCCAGAGAAAAGAAAGCCAAGAUGACAGAUUUUGAUCGCUUUAAAGUCAUGAAAGCAAAGAAAAUGAGGAACAGAUUAAUAAAGCAUGAAGUUAAGAAGCUUCAGAGGGCAGCUCUCCUGAAAGCUUCUCCUAAAAAAGCAGCUGCUGUGAAGGGUGCUGCUGCAGCUGCUGCCAGGGCUGGGAAGGUGUCGCCCAAGAAGGUGACUGCUGCAGGCAAGAAGGAGAAGGCCCCCGCCCAGAAGGAGAAGGCUGCCGGCCAGAAAGAGAAAGCCCCGGCCCAGAAGGAGAAGGCUGCCGGCCAGAAGGCUGGACCUCCAAAAGCUCAGAAGGGUCCGAAAGCCCCAGCCCAGAAAACUGCUCCAAAGGCAUCGGGCAAGAAAGCCUAA